UUAUGCACUAUGGCGAUUCACCCAAGACUACACCUCGAGAGCUCUCAAGGGAGCCUCUCCCCCCAGCAGACUUUAGCAAUCUCCGCGUGGACCGAACAAGCCGCAUCGUCACUACAGAACCUGUCCCUAUCUGAAUCAGCGCCUGUCGUCGGAACGCCGUCGGUGUCGACACCAACACGUUCAAAUCUGCGCGGGACAACAGUGUCCCUGUCUAUUCCCCUCGAUGACGAGCCGCUAAGCCCGUCCCCACAGUCAAAGGUGGCCGCACCCAAAGUUACUUUCCGGCGUCGUGAGCCUCUGCGCCGUGAUAGUCUUAAGAGUCGCGAGGCUCUUCUGAAGGGCAAGGAUGGCAGUCGCCGGAGACAGCGCUGGGAAAAUGACCGUUUGCUGCACAACCCGUGGGCGCAGCCUCCAUCCGCCAGCGACUGGGAGAUCCAGCCAACCUACACCCGCCAUGACCCGAUGCCGUACUACCUCGCGCCGCUAUGGGAUGUUCACUACUCGCGCGUGGCCGAUAACCAGUCAGCCCAGAAACACGCCGCGAAGACAGCCAACCAGGAGUCCCGUAUCCCCAAAGAACUUCGACAGAAGCUGAAGCAUGCGCGGGCUGCUCAUGGCAUGCUCCGUGACCUAGAAGAUGACGUACGGCUUUUCAUCCGGAAGUGGAACGAGAAACAACUGUACCUCGAGAAUGAGGGUCUGCAAGAUGUGCCCAGCGACUCGGAGGAUGAGAUCGUCUUCGUCGGUCGCAAUGGGCAGAUGCAUGAUGCCCCAGAUCGAAAGGAGCGACUACAGUUGCUACGCCAGGAGAUAAAUUCACACAAUGAGCGCGAUGGAGAGAAGAUGGUACUUGAGAGUCUGGUCGACGACCCCUCUGCCGGUUUCGGUCGAUGGCUUGUGCACUCCAUCGCCUCGUAUUAUGGACUGCAUACUUGGUCUGUUACCGUGGAGAACCCUGCCCGACGGGAAGCAUACGUGGGAUUCCAUAAUCCGGAUAACCAAGCUGGCCUGAUAAGCCAUAUUCCUACCGGAAAGAUGAUCCGACCAGGAGAUGAUCUUCCUCAGCCGCUGUAUGCGCAGAUCUAA
This is a messenger RNA of Penicillium taxi, 1086 nucleotides long. RefSeq lists its product as uncharacterized. The transcript has 3 exons. The record is from RefSeq and is a predicted model, not a curated record. The annotation marks the transcript as partial. Gene Ontology annotation, molecular function: nucleic acid binding. NCBI's taxonomy places the organism in Eukaryota, Fungi, Ascomycota, Eurotiomycetes, Eurotiales, Aspergillaceae.